GGAUGAUGUCACUGUGUCAUGUGACUACAGCAGCCACUGCAGCACGGUUGGCACUUGGCACUAAGGAGGGAGCAAGAAGCCGAGAGCAUCUGCUACAGGUUGUGACCGCACUGCUGCUAUUUUGAAAAUGACAGGCAAUUUAUCCUUAAAUAUUAACAUUAAAGAAGCACGCUGGGAUCAGAGCACAUUUGUUGGGAGAGCAAAACAUUUCUUUACUGUAACUGACCCAAGGAAUAUUCUUCUAUCCAAUGAACAACUGGAACACGCUCGACAGAUAGUUCAUGAUUACAGACAAGGUAUUGUGGCACCAGGACUCACUGAAGAUGAAUUAUGGAGAGCAAAAUAUGUUUAUGAUUCUGCCUUUCACCCAGACACUGGUGAAAAGAUGAUCUUAAUUGGACGCAUGUCAGCUCAGGUACCCAUGAACAUGACCAUCACCGGCUGUAUGAUGACUUUUUACAGGACAACACCAGCCGUGCUAUUUUGGCAGUGGAUUAACCAGUCUUUUAAUGCCAUUGUUAACUAUACAAAUAGGAGUGGUGAUGCCCCCAUCACCGUAAGCCAACUGGGAACAGCUUAUGUUUCUGCCACCACAGGUGCUGUUGCAACAGCUCUAGGACUUAACGCACUAACCAAGCGUGUCUCACCUCUAAUAGGACGAUUUGUACCAUUUGCUGCUGUCGCUGCUGCUAACUGUAUCAAUAUUCCAUUAAUGAGGCAAAGGGAACUAAAAUAUGGUAUUCAGUCACUGACGAAAACGGAAAAUAAAAUUGGAGAAUCUCCCAAUGCUGCCAAACAGGCCAUCACCCAGGUGGUCAUCUCUAGAAUUCUGAUGGCCGCACCUGGGAUGGCUAUUCCUCCAUUUAUUAUGAACACCUUAGAAAAGAAGGCUUUUUUAAAACGAUUCCCUUGGAUGAGUGCACCCAUACAAGUUGGAUUAGUGGGAUUCUGUUUGGUAUUUGCAACACCCCUUUGCUGUGCAUUAUUUCCGCAAAAAAGCUCAAUGUCUGUGACACGCUUGGAACCUGAAUUGCAAGCUCAGAUUAAAGAAAUCAGCCCCGGAUUGGAAAGAGUUUACUUCAACAAAGGAUUAUAAUCUUGCCGACACAUUAAUCAAAGAUAUCCAAUGAUAAUUAUGUGAAUCCAUUUUAGAAAAAAAUUGUGCCAGCUACAUUGGAGAGAAAAUAGAAAUGCAGAUGCUACCUGUUUUUAUUAAUGAAACACCUAAUUAGACUUGAUUGCAUAAUUUGUGUGUGUUUAUAUAUAUAUAUAUAUAUAUCAUCAUAGAAAGCACACUCUCACCUCCUAUAGCAUCAACCAGUGUACAAGCAAAGUAAUAACUAUAUCAAAGCAGGCAUGCACUCUCUGUAUUUUGUGUGUGUGUGUGUAUAUAUAUAUAUAUACUGUAUCCAAGCAGGCACACACUCGGGAUUUUUUUAAAAAUGCUUUUAAUAUGCACAAAAAAUAAUGUGAUGUUUCGGAAAUCUCACCCUUUCAUAAGUCAGAUCCCUGAAACCUCACAUUAUUUUUUGUGCAUAUUAAAAGUACUUUUAAAAAAUCCAGAGAGUGUGUGUCUGCUUGGAUACAGUGUGUAUAUUUAUAUAUAUAUAUAUAUAUAUAUACAUACAUACACACACACAAUAUACAGAGUGCAUGUCUGCUUGGUUACAGUAUAUACUGUGUGUAUA
Messenger RNA from Bombina bombina (fire-bellied toad), 1688 nucleotides. Its product is annotated as sideroflexin-1-like. Lineage: Eukaryota; Metazoa; Chordata; Amphibia; Anura; Bombinatoridae. Gene Ontology annotation, biological process: monoatomic ion transport; serine import into mitochondrion. Gene Ontology annotation, cellular component: mitochondrial inner membrane. The record is from RefSeq and is a predicted model, not a curated record. Gene Ontology annotation, molecular function: monoatomic ion transmembrane transporter activity.